Molecule: messenger RNA, 2416 nt
Organism: Herpailurus yagouaroundi (jaguarundi)
Lineage: Eukaryota; Metazoa; Chordata; Mammalia; Carnivora; Felidae
Product: stimulated by retinoic acid gene 6 protein-like
Exons: 20
Coding region: 224-2218 (664 amino acids)
Biological process (GO): vitamin A import into cell
Cellular component (GO): plasma membrane
Molecular function (GO): retinol transmembrane transporter activity; signaling receptor activity
Source: RefSeq, a predicted model, not a curated record
GGGACCGGAGCGGAGGGAUGGGCUCCAGGCCGCCCCAAUUCCGAGCUGGAGUGAUGUCCUGAGACCUACUCUCCCAGACCUGGUUUUUGGGUGCUGUGAAGAGAACUGGGCAGAACACCAGAAUAUCAGAAGCAGUCAAUAACCAAGAGGCCAGAGAAACUCAAAGAACAAUCCAGAGACGGAGAUCGCUCACUGGGACCACAGGCAGUGCUUUCCCACCAAGAUGAUUUCUGCAAACUCCAGAACCAGGCAGCUAAAUGGCACCUGUGUCAGCUCAGUGGACAUGGAGCUCUUCCUCCAUUACUCCCUCAUCCCAUCACUUUUCAUCAUUUUGGUCUUGUCCUUUCUCCAAAGACGAGAGCACCGUAAGCAGAGAGAUGAUACUUCUCACCUCCUGGGGAACCGCUUUGGAAUCAUCAUACCUCUGGACUUUGUGGGCACCUUUAGUAACCGAUGGUCUUAUGGAAUCGCCUUUGGGGCCACAGCCAAUAAAGUCAUGUUCUUGUUCUCAGAAGGGUACCAGCCCUUACAUAUCCCUCAGUGGGCACAAGCCUUUGUGCUUCUGGUUGGAGGCACGGAAGUCGGCCUGUCUCACUUCCCCUUCUUUGCCUGCCUCUCGUCGGAGUUCCGGCUGGUCAGCUCCAUCCUUGGCUUCAGCUACUCUCUGAUCUGGUUUGCUGUCACCAUCCUUUACAUCAUACAGUGUCCCCAUGGGCAGUUUUUGGGGAAGUACGAGACUGUCAUGUUCUACUGGCCCUCACUGCUGUGCCUGGCCUUCCUGCUGGGCCGCUUCCUUCACAUGUUUGUCAAGUCGCUGAGGGUCCACCUGGGCUGGGAGCUGCAGAUGGAAGAAAAGCCUUUCCUGGAAGUUCACCAGGUAUUUGUGCCAGUGUUGAUGAGCCCUGACAGGGAGAAUGAAAACUGGAAUCUACCAGGAUGUUCUUUUUCUUCACUAAAUUCUAAGAUGAAGCAGAGGUUAUUUUCAGAAGAAUUGGGCAUUUGUUUACCAACCACAGCCUCUCUUUUCUGUUAUUUAUUCAUUCACAGGGAGACUAAAAAGUCCUGGUUCCAAACCAGGGUGUAUGAGUGGGACCCCUGCUUUCAGUUCCCAAGCAGAAUGAUUGGAACCACUGUGUUGGCUUUCAUAUGCCUGUACCUUUUCAUUGUCAUUGAGUUCUGCAUGUUCAUGUAUGUGAGAGACGAGCUGGAUGUGUUUGAAGGGGAGCUGGAGAACUACAUCGCCUCCAUGAACCAGACGGGGACCCUGACCCCUGUCAUCCUGCAGGUGAAAGAGCUGAUGAACGUCAGCAAAGGAGUCUGGCUGGUGACCAUCUUGCCCGCCUCCCUCACGUGUGUGAGCUAUCUGUUCCACAUACUGGCCUGUUACAGAAAGCACAUGAAGAGGCUGUGGGCAGGAAAUAAACACUUUCUCCCUUUGAAGUUCCAUCAUCCUUCCUCGUCGAAGAGUGUGGUGGCCAUUGCAAGGUACUCUGGCUGGCAAAUAGCCUAUAUUCUGUGGGGCUACCUCAUCAUCCACGUGGUACAGAGCCUGUGUGGCCUGAUGGUCAUGUACAGCCUGGUGUUGCCUGUCGUCCACAACCAGGGCCUGGAGAUGCUCCAAGGACUGGGCAUCGGGACCCUCACCAUAUCCAUCGUCCUGGGUCUCAUGAUCCUGCAGGUAUGGAUCGCCACCAGCUUCUUCCUGCAGCCAAAGAUGAGCACGGCUGACAAGCAGAAGCCCUUGGCUCUCAACAACAGGAAAGCCUUCCACAACUUCAACUACUUUCUGUUCUUCUACAACGUGCUCCUGGGCCUGGGGGCCUGCCUCUCCAGGCUGCUCAUCAGCUGCAUCCUGGGCACGUGGCUGAUUGCCCGCAUCGACAGGACCAUCAUGCAGAAUGGCUAUGAGGGUGCAGACAUGGGGUUCAGCGCCUGGAUUGGCAUGCUCUAUGUGGAUCAUUAUCAUACCAACCCUGUGCUCGUCAGCUUUUGUAACAUCCUGAUCACAGGGCACAGGGAGCGGAGGCUGCAGCAGGCCAUCAAAUACUGGUGCCUAAAUCAGUCAGCAGGUCCCCGAGUCUCAGCCAGGUCCAGGACGCGGUGGCUUCUGCUGCAGACCCUGGUCAACAAUCCCAAACUAGUCAUGCUCAGAAAAUCAAGACCAGGUCAUAGCUCCCGGGAGUUUACCCAGAUUCUUUUGAUGGGCUCAGAGAGCUGACAGUGACAUCCGACCUUGCUAUAAGGCCAUUCCAAGAUGGCUGCUCCAGAGAGGACCCGGGCUACCCAGCUGCUGUCCCCUGCAUUGUGACAGGAUGCACAGUCACUGUCCACUGCAUACAGCACCAGACACUCGUGGAUGGCACCUGGGCUGAACCAUGAAGUCUCAGCCCCAAUAAUUCACUCCCCUGGUAAAAAG